AUUUCUUGGCGUCUGUGUGUAAGACUGGAUAAUCUUGUGUUUUAGUGCAGUUCCACUUUAUCAAUGAAUCCCUAACCUGGUAUGAGGCUCAGAGCUUCUGCAGAUUAAAAUACACUGACCUGGCAACCAUAAACAACAUGGAUGAAGAAAACCAGCUGGUCAGUACACUGGACAGUCACAAGACCGCCACAUGGAUCGGACUUUACAACGGACAGAACGACAGGUGGCUGUGGUCUGAUGGGAGUGGCAGAGCAGACUUCACCAAAUGGAGCCUUGAUCAACCAGACAACUAUAAUGGGAAAGAGUCGUGUGCAGAGAUACAAGAUGACGGCCUCUGGAAUGAUAUUCCAUGUGACUUAACCAGAGCUUAUGUGUGUUAUGAAAUUCAGCAGGAUGGCAGCAAGAAGUAUGUGGUUUACACACAGGAACAAACCUGGCAGAGCAGUCAAGAUCUGUGCAGACAGAAGCACACUGAUCUGGCAUGUGUGCUUACAGACAAGGAAAAUGCAGCGAUUGCCGCAGUUACCAACAAGGCGUGGAUUGGUCUGUUUAAAGAUGCUUGGGUUUGGUCAGAUGGAACAAAGACCUCCUUCAGGUACUGGAAAAGAGGCGGAAGUUAUCGUGGAAACUGUGUUUCUGUGGAAGGAUCACAGACGGGACGCUGGAUACCAGCUGACUGUAACAAGAAAGCAACAUUUAUCUGUCAAGGAGAUGCCAAAGUAAAAAAGAUGGUCUUAAGGAUGAAGGUAAAGUCUGAUGUGGAUCUCAUGGACUCCACUGCCUCCAGUCAACUCCUAAUGAAGUUGGAGACCAUCCUGAGAGAUCAAGGGGUGGCUGAUUUCAAACUCAGCUGGCAAAGUGAUAAAAAUGGCAGCGUCUUUCAGCGUUAGCUACAAACCACGGAGAAGACGGGGAUGAGAUGCUCACUGCAGACUGUAUACAUCAUGCU
Molecule: messenger RNA, 949 nt
Organism: Haplochromis burtoni (Burton's mouthbrooder)
Lineage: Eukaryota; Metazoa; Chordata; Actinopteri; Cichliformes; Cichlidae
Product: macrophage mannose receptor 1-like
Exons: 4
Coding region: 138-890 (250 amino acids)
Source: RefSeq, a predicted model, not a curated record